Messenger RNA from Portunus trituberculatus (swimming crab), 714 nucleotides. Its product is annotated as Y-box-binding protein 2-like. The record is from RefSeq and is a predicted model, not a curated record. NCBI's taxonomy places the organism in Eukaryota, Metazoa, Arthropoda, Malacostraca, Decapoda, Portunidae. The coding region runs from base 1 to 714 and encodes 237 amino acids. Gene Ontology annotation, molecular function: nucleic acid binding. The transcript is spliced from 3 exons. Gene Ontology annotation, biological process: regulation of gene expression. Gene Ontology annotation, cellular component: nucleus.
AUGGCAAGCCCUGCACACCACACUGGGUUUGUUAAAUGGUACAACGUGAAGGCAGGAUACGGGUUUAUCGAAGACCUCCGUACAGGGAAAGACAUCUUCUGCCAUGCCUCUGGCCUCACCCGGGCUCUUAAGGAUCGGCCGCCCAGAGAAGGAGACGAAGUCCUUCUCGCCAUCCAGGAGGGGUCAAAGGGACCGGAGGCAUUGGCAGGAAGAAACCAUCGCCGCCUGCAGGAGCUUGUACCUGUCAUCCUGCAGCACAACGGCCUGCCAGCCAUCCAAAUUCCUCUGUGCGCCCUGGACAACCCCGCCCGCACCAUCAGGAGCCGUUCUCUUCGAGGCAAGACAGGAGAUGCUACAGACGAAACCGUGGCUGCUCCUAACCCCCAACAAGAAGAAGCAGCGCCAGCGGGAGACGAGCCCAAGAACCGGGAGAAGACGGGGACGGAGACGCAGGACGACCCCCCCUCCGGCAAGCAGGAAGACAACGACGGAUGGGUGACCAAGGAAAAGCGGCGACGGAGGAAGACAUACCUUCGGCUCGUGCUGCCAAAAAGAGAACAGACAACCACGCCUGAUAUUGCCCUCCGCGAGUCACCCACCAUCACGAAGCUGAGGAGAGAAAAACAGACGGGGAAAGUCCGGGAAGACGUGCUCCAUGGCUGCUACAUCCACGAAGAGAACCGUUUCGUGGGAAACAUCAAAGGCUACACGUGA